AGAUAAAUCUAUAUUCAUUUUCAUUUAAAUGCCAGUUUCCCCCCAGAGUGGGACCAAGAGGGAAUAAAGAGGCAGAUCAUCAAUGUAAGACAAUGCCCGUUUUAAAAGUUCCUUAUCCCAUUCUCUUUGGCGGCAGGCGAAGAUGAGAUAAACUAACACGGAGAACCAGCCUAGGAACCCUUGUUCUUAACUCGUGGAAGAAAUGAACCUAAAAGAAAAAGGCUACCAUUUGUGACUUCACAGGAAGCCACACAGCUUCUACAAUUUUAUUUUUAAAAAUGAAUUCUACUUCUACUUUUGCCACUCAGUGCCAACCCAAACCACUGCCUAUUAAUGAACAAGAAGAGGAACAAGGACAGUCUGAGGUCUGCUUGUGUGUACUGUGGUAUGGUGGAGAGCUAGGGAUUGCUUAUUAUGAUACUGGAGACUGCUCAAUCUACUUCAUGACAGAGUCACCAGACAAUGAAGACCUCAAGCUCCUCCAAAAAGUGGUUGAUGAAGUACUACCUAAAUACAUAUUAAGUAGUGCUAAGCAAGAUUAUAGUAUUGCCAAAUUUUUGACCAAUAUAAAAACCUUGGCGAGAGACAAACAAGGAGGAACAAAGCCAGAGGUUGUCCUCUAUCCAAAUACGGAUUUUGGCUUAGAAGUAAGCAAGCAAAGGAUCCUGUCUAGGCAAUUCCCUUUUGUCCCAUCUCACAUGACAGCAAUGGAGAAAAUCCUCUUUUUAUCCUCAGUUAUUCCUUUUGAGAGCCCACUUGUGAUAAGAGCAUUAGGAGGACUGCUGAAGUUCCUUGACAGGAAAAGGCCUGGUGUUGAACUAGAAGACAGUCAUAUUGCUGUCCCCAUACUGGCCUUUAAAAAGUUUGUAUUGACAGAUAUUGUAAAUGUUGAUCAAGACACUUACUGUGUGUUGCAGAUAUUUAAAAGUGAAGUGCAUCCUUCUGUGUAUAAACAAGUCAGUGGGAAAAAAGAAGGACUCAGUUUAUAUGGAAUACUGAACCACUGUAGGUGCAAGUGGGGAGAAAAGCUGAUGAGACUGUGGUUCAUGAGGCCUACUCGCAACUUGACAGAGUUGAACAAACGCCUAGAUGUUAUCCAAUUCUUCUUGUUAGCUCAGAACCAUGAAACAGUUUUGACCCUACAAGAAUGUCUCAAAAAUAUAAAAAAUGUACCUCUUAUUCUUAGGAGGAUGGCUCUUUCUAAUACAAAGGUUAGUGACUGGCAGGCAUUGUACAAAACAGUGUACAGUGCUGUGUGUCUCAGAGAUACAUGCCGCUCUCUACCCAAGACCAUUGAACUCUUCCAGACUAUUUCACAGGUCUUCACUGAUGAUCUACAUUACAUUGCUAGCCUAAUCAGCAAAGUGGUAGAUUUUGAAAACAGCAUCUCAGAAAACCAUUUCACUGUCAGGCCGAAUGUUGACGUUACUAUUGAUGAAAAGAAACGAAAGUUGAUAGGGCUUUCAGACUUCCUCACUGAUGUGGCCCGAAAAGAACUAGAGGACUUGGAUAACAGGAUUCCAUCCUGUAGUGUUAUUUAUAUUCCCUUAAUAGGGUUUUUACUCUCCAUUCCACGCCUGCCCACCAUGGUGGAUAAGAAUGACUUUGAAAUUGAAGGUUUGGAUUUCAUGUUCUUGUCAGAAGAAAAGCUACAUUACCGCAGUGCCAGGACAAAGGACUUGGAUGGCUUGCUUGGUGACCUUCAUUGUGAAAUAAGAGAUCAAGAAACACUGAUCAUGUACCAGCUACAAACUAAGAUUCUGGAAAAGUCUGCAGUACUUAGCGAUGUGAUUGAAUACACAGCACAUUUGGAUGUGCUAUUGUCCCUGGCAGUAAUGGCUCGAGAGAAUGGAUACAUACGACCCCACUAUUCUCAUUCCCACAUGAUCCGUAUUAAGGAUGGAAGACAUCCUCUAAUGGAGCUAUGUGCAAAGACGUUUGUGCCCAAUUCAGUGGAGAGCAGUGAAAUCAAUGGACGAAUCAAGAUCCUCACUGGACCCAAUUCAUCUGGAAAGAGCGUAUAUCUAAAGCAAGUGGGACUUAUUACAUUUAUGGCCCUGAUUGGCAGCUAUGUCCCUGCUGCUGAGGCUGAAAUAGGGGCAGUGGAUGGAAUCUAUACAAGGAUCCAUAGCCGGGAAUCAGUAUCUCUUGGCCUCUCUACUUUCAUGAUUGAUCUUAACCAAGUAGCCAAAGCAGUGAAUAAUGCCACUGAAAGGUCUUUGGUCUUGAUUGAUGAAUUUGGCAAAGGCACAAACACAGUAGAUGGUCUCUCUCUCCUAGCUGCAGUACUAAGGUACUGGAUUAAACAAACAAUCCACUGCCCACACAUUUUUGUUGCCACUAAUUUCCACAGCUUAGUGCAGCUGAAGCUCCUGCCUGACACUCCUCUUCUCCAAUACCUGACAAUGGACACUCACCAAGAUGGAGAUGAGCUUGUGUUUUUUUAUCAGAUCAAAGAAGGGGUGUCCACUGUCAGCCAUGCAGCCAAUAUUGCAGCUUUGGCAGGCAUGCCACCUAAGGUGAUUGCUCGAGGAAUAGAAGUGUCAGAACUGCUCCGCAACGGAAAGCCCAUCCAGUGCCUUGACCAUUCUUCAAAAGAGAAACAGUUGCACAACUGCAAAUCUCUAGUAGAUAAGUUCCUCUCCCUAGAUCUUAAUGACCCUCAUCUGGAUUUAAAGGAGUUUAUGAAUAAAGAAGUGCUGCCAUCUUCAGCUUCUGUACUUUAACAGUAUGAUGUGUCUUGUAUUACUCUGUAAUGGGAAAGAGUUUGGUCUAGUUGGUUAUGGCAUCAGCCUUUCUUCAUGUGAAUCCAUCUGUAAAUAUCAAUAAUGCCUAUACAACUUGUUACCUAACAAACUAAAUGCAACCUGAAAACCAUGACUUAUCAAGCUGUCCAUUCUGCGUUAUCUGAAAGGCAGUAAAAGUAAGGUAAUUUAUUAAUGCUCUACUGAAAAAAUAUUUAUGGCAAGGGCAUGGUUUGGGAAGUCAAAUAUUAUACAGGCCUCAGGUAAACAGUGGAAAAAGUGCAUUGCAAGAAACCACAAAAAAAGGUCAGGGGGACAUUUGUAGUUUUAAAUCUAAUGUUCUUAAUAUGUAAAUACAAUGCUUAUUUUUUUAUGUUAGUGAUGCUACAUAUUUGCCUAUUAUGUAAUAUUUUAUAACA
Sceloporus undulatus (fence lizard) is the source of this 3163-nucleotide messenger RNA. RefSeq names its product mutS homolog 5 (gene MSH5). Gene Ontology annotation, biological process: chiasma assembly; mismatch repair. The transcript is spliced from 3 exons. Gene Ontology annotation, molecular function: mismatched DNA binding; ATP-dependent DNA damage sensor activity; ATP binding. Gene Ontology annotation, cellular component: nucleus. Lineage: Eukaryota; Metazoa; Chordata; Lepidosauria; Squamata; Phrynosomatidae. The record is from RefSeq and is a predicted model, not a curated record. The coding region runs from base 279 to 2726 and encodes 815 amino acids.